GCAAGUUGACAUAAAAAGUCGUUACGUUACGAAUUCAAGAACAAUUAAAAGAAACUUUCAGCAAAUAAAGAAUACAGUUUAAUUCGAAAGGAAAAUGUCCCACCGAGCGGCUUCGAGCGAUAAUAAAAGAACAGAAACGCAACCGAAACGCCCGAGCUCUACCAACACCAAAGAAACUGCUGGCCGGGCGAAUGGAGAAAAACGAGUGUGGUCUUUGAACAGUUUCGAUAUCGGCCGGCCUUUGGGCAAAGGGAAAUUCGGUAACGUCUAUUUGGCUCGAGAGAAAACCUCCAAGUUCGUCGUAGCCCUCAAAGUUCUGUUCAAAAGGGCCGUAAAAGAGAACAAGAUCGAACAUCAAGUCACCCGAGAGAUCGAAAUCCAAUGCAGCUUGAAGCACCCGAACAUACUCAGGAUGUUCGGCUACUUUCACGACGAAUCUAGGAUAUAUAUGAUACUCGAAUAUGCUCCUAAAGGUGCAGUUUAUGCAAAGUUACUAUCGAGCCCGAAUAAGAGAUUCUCAGAAGAGACUGCGGGGGCUUACAUAGGGCAAGUGGCGGAUGCCCUUCAAUACUGCCAUUCGAGGAAUAUCAUCCACAGGGAUAUUAAGCCGGAAAACUUGUUGCUAGGAGUAAACGAAGAGAUUAAAAUAGCGGAUUUUGGCUGGUCUGUGCGAAAUCAAUCAGAUAGAAGGACCACUUUAUGUGGAACUUUGGAUUAUUUAUCGCCCGAGAUGAUUUUAGGCGAAACCUACGAUGAGAAAGUUGAUUUGUGGAGCCUGGGCGUUCUGUGCUUUGAAUUCCUGGUGGGAAAACCCCCUUUCGAAACGUCGAAUUCCAAUAAUUUGUGCAAGAACAUUAGCGAAGGGGAGUUCAAGAUACCCCCGUACGUUUCCGAUGAUGCUAAAGAUUUGAUCAGAAGAUUACUCGUGACCGAGUCGAAGUACAGAAUAGCCUUGAACUCUGUGCUCAAACAUCCUUGGAUUUUGAAACAUAGAGCUGGUAAAGUUUAAUGGUGAUUUGUGAUUUGUUUUCUAGUUAUGUCUUAUUGACUGUGUCUCAUUUAGUAAGUAUUCAAUGAUUUUGUAAUAAUGAAACUUUUAGGACUUACUCUGUAUAUAUAAAAGCAUUUUUGAUUUGAAAAAAUUUUACUAUGGGAAAUGCUUAACGAUUGUUGACAUAAUUUUAUGUAAAAAUGUUUGUAUAUUUUAGAUUAAUAUGUAUCUUAUGCUAAUUUAGCUGGUUUAAUUUUAAUUAUUUACAUGGGAAAGUGAAUUUAG
Phyllotreta striolata is the source of this 1276-nucleotide messenger RNA. The record is from the annotation of a GenBank genome assembly. Lineage: Eukaryota; Metazoa; Arthropoda; Insecta; Coleoptera; Chrysomelidae.